Molecule: messenger RNA, 3499 nt
Organism: Gopherus flavomarginatus (Mexican gopher tortoise)
Lineage: Eukaryota; Metazoa; Chordata; Testudines; Testudinidae
Gene: FGF8
Product: fibroblast growth factor 8
Exons: 10
Coding region: 1566-2210 (214 amino acids)
Biological process (GO): neuron differentiation; regulation of cell migration; limb morphogenesis
Cellular component (GO): cytoplasm
Molecular function (GO): type 2 fibroblast growth factor receptor binding; type 1 fibroblast growth factor receptor binding; growth factor activity
Source: RefSeq, a predicted model, not a curated record
UCCACUCUGUUAGUCCUGACCCAUGCCCGACUGUGGCACUAGGGGUGCUGUGCUGCAGGGCCCAUGGCACAGGGCUCAGCAGGGGGCGCUCUCCCUGCAGACUCAGUGCUGGCCCCAGUGUCCCAGGGUGCUGCUAAAGGGUGCUGUAGCUGCUGGGAGCGGAGUGGGUUUCCCAGUAGGGGGCGCUCUCCCCUGGGAGUCAGCCCUGCCCCAAUAACCCAGCCGGGUGGUAGGUGCAGCUGCAGGUUACAUCUUUUGGAGAAGAGAAGACAAGGUUCUGAGUUAAACCGACUGAAAAUAUGAGCAGGAAACAAAAGGAGAGAAGCUGCCACAUUGGGGGUGUGUGUGAGAGUCACCCAGAAACCUGCUGGGAUUUCGCGGGGAGGGGAAGGUAUAUGCGAGACUCUUGCAAAGCAGGCGUCUGUGGUCAGAGAGUGCAAACCAGCCAUGUAGCAGGGCCGCAUGGAAGCUGGGGCAGAGGGCUUGUAUGUGCAGAAGCCUCGGGGUGGGAUCGCCCCAUUGCUGCACCGUACCAAGAUGGCAUUUGAGGUCCCUCUCGUGUCUGCAAACCACUUGGGUCAAGCCUGGAUUGCCCCAAGAGCUGCAGAUUCUAGAGUUUCUGCUUCCAAGCCCAGCUGGAACCCAGGAGUCCGAGACAGCAGGAGAUAAAGGAGAAGAAAAGAAAUCAGCCCGACACUUCUUUGUCUAGUUUGAACCAUGGUCUAAGAUUCAAACUUGCUCCCAAACUUGCCGUGAGGCCGUCGGUCCAUAGAGACACCGGACACCCCUGGAGAGGCUGGGGGAUGUGGUGUCCAGGUCUCCGUGGCUGAAGCCUCCUGUCCUGUGUGCAACUGCCCAGUUCUGGCAUCCCCUUGGGGCAGUCGGAAAGCGUCUCAGUGCCCUCGGGUCGGAAGAGCUGCCGUCUCCAUCUCGCCAAGGCACAGCGAUUCUCUCUGGGGGAAAGGCCAUUGCACAAGGAGCCACACCACAGAAUCGGAAGGACCUUGGAGCCCGAGAGCUUUCGUUGUCCUGAGGAACGUUUUGUUUGAUAGAUUCAAAGUGACUGUUGUGAUCACCUAGUCUCACCAGCUACGGAACCUGGGCCAUUGGACAGCCCUGAAUUCAUUCCUGCUAGAACCAGAGCAGAGUGUUUAGAAGAACAUCCCAUCUUGAUAUAAAAGCUGCCAGCAAUGGAGAAUCCACCACAACCCUUGCCUGCCUGCACCGCCCCAGCGAUGGGAGAGGGAGCUGGAGUCCAUUCUGCCCGGCUACAGCCUCGUGAGCGCCGCACUGCUGAGGUGUGACAGGGAAAAAGAGCUUGUCCAGAUUAGACUAGGUGGAGAUUUGCAGAUCCAGCCAUUUGGAAAUGGCCUUUACCGACAGAUGUGAAGAGCCCAGUGACCUUAUCUGUGAUGGGCAAAAGGACACACACCCAGUGAACAGACAGCAGUGUGGCCUCACCUGUCUCUUCCUCCCUAUCCUCUCCCUGCUCGGAUGUGCUCACGACAGCACCAGCCGCCCACCUCUGACAAAGUUACAGCUCUGUCUAACCGCUCAGUCCCAGGAUGGAGCCCUCUUCCUCAGUAUUUAGCUAUUUGUUAUUGCACUUGUUUGUUCUCUCCUUACAAGCUCAGGUAACUGUUCAGUCCCCACCUAAUUUUACACAGCAUGUGAGGGAUCAGAGCCUGGUGACGGAUCAGCUCAGCCGACGGCUCGUCCGCACCUACCAGCUGUACAGCCGGACCAGCGGGAAGCAUGUGCAAGUCCUGGACAACAAGAAAAUCAAUGCCAUGGCUGAGGACGGGGAUGCGCAUGCCAAGCUCAUCGUGGAGACGGACACCUUCGGGAGCCGCGUGCGUAUCAAAGGGGCCGAGACCGGGUUCUACAUCUGCAUGAACAAGAAGGGAAAGCUGAUUGGCAAGAGCAACGGCAAAGGCAAAGACUGUGUCUUCACGGAGAUCGUCCUGGAGAACAACUACACGGCGCUGCAGAACGCCAAGUACGAGGGCUGGUACAUGGCCUUCACCCGCAAGGGCCGGCCCCGCAAAGGCUCCAAGACGCGGCAGCACCAGCGCGAGGUGCACUUCAUGAAGAGGCUUCCCAAGGGCCACCAGACCACCGAGCCCCACAGGCGCUUUGAAUUCCUCAAUUACCCAUUCAACCGGAGAAGUAAAAGGACUCGAAACUCCAGCCCUCGGCAGGGCCCCUGACUUGCCCCGCCCCCUGCCUCCCAAGCCCCGCCCCCUUCUCUUCUGCGUAGACAUGUGCUGGACUGUGACUAGAGACUUUUUUUUAUACGGUUAUUAAAAAAGGGAAAAAAAGGAGGAAAAAAAAUGACCUGAUCUAGUUGUUUAUAAUUUUGUUUUGGUUUGUUUUUUACAAAAAGGAAAGAAAGAAAGGAAAGAGGCUCUAUUUUUGUACUCCAACUUUAAAAAGCAACGAAAUGUUCAAAGACUCGGGAAUGGGGAAGGCCCUUCACUUAGACCCGUUCUAGUCGGGUUGGGCUUGUGUUUUAGUUCUGUAGCUUUUGGGGAAAGGGGGCAAAAAAUCAUUUUCAAACAAACAAACAACAACAAAACCCCACCCCAGUCUGGGACCAAAGUGCUACUUAAACUAAAGCAACAGCUGCUUAUUGAAAAGAAAAAAAAGAUGAGAAAUAAAAGAGGUGGGGGAGGGAUUUGAAGACUAGGAACCAGGACUCCUGGGUUUUUUCCCAGCUUUACUCCGAUGCCUGUUGGGUUUCUGGUGGUAAUUGGGUUACCUACGGCUUUCCACUAUCAAUGUUCCACUAUCAAUAUUUCUUUAGCUGGACAAGGGGUGCUUUGAUACUGUUCUGAUCCCACAACACUGCUUCUUUUCCCAGAUCCCCAUCUUUCCACAGGAGGCUGGAGCAGAUGGGGGGAUAGAGAUGCCCCCAGGCAAAAUACUGAAUGGAGAUGGCCCCUCUGUUAACCAAAGGAACCUGGGAAUUUUCUCAAGCUGUGAUGGCAGGGCAGGGGGCAGUGACUGAAUUAGAGAGGGUUGGAUAACGGGGGUUUUGUCCCCAUGAAGUAUUGGGACUCUUCAUUGAAAACUGAAAAAAAAAAUUAGCUAAAACAAAAAUUCCAAAACCCAAAAAAUUUUCAGCAGUUUUUGGCUGAAUUUUUUAAAAAAUGUUCCAUUCUCAGGCCAAAUUUUUCAGGUUCCAGUCCUCCAACACAAAGAUGGAAUUGGUUUGAGGAAAGCUGCCAUUUUUAAUGACAAAUUUCAUUUUGUCAAAUGCCCAGUUUUUCUGUGGGGGGAAAAUAUUGAUGGAAAAAUUUCCAGCCAUCCUGGCUCUGAACCAAGCCGUAGGAGGAGGACUCUGCAAAGAUUGUGAAUGGGGAGAAAUAACAGAGACAUUCUAUCAAAGCCAGAACCCGGGUGGCUUCUCAGCCAAUCUUUUUGAUUGUUUUUAUUUCCUUGAGGGUUUUUUUUGUUGUGUACAAAUUUAAUAUGAAAUGAUUUGAAAUAUUUAUUU